AUGGCGAUCAUUCUAAACUCAAAUUCUAUUCAACAAAAUUCAGAAAUUAAUCAUCAAAAUAAUGCCUUUACCUCUACUGAUAGCUCAAUUUUCGAUUCAUAUCCAGAUAAUACGGAAUUAACGAUUUCAGAUGGAGAAACGGUUGAGUAUAUUCCAAGGAAAUAUACAGUUGGGAAGGAGAUUAAGAUUGAAUUUGGUUCAAAAUGGAUUCCAGAGUGUGCUGAUGAGAUUAAACCUUCAUUAGGAAUGGAAUUUGGUUGUAUUGAUGAAGCAUUCAACUUUUAUAGUCAAUAUGCACUAUCAAGUGGUUUUGAACCUAGGAGGUUUUCACAUAGGACCGCUAAAGAUGAUUUUGGUGUUGAAUUUGUAAAAUAUAAGUGGAUUGUUUGUAGUAGGGAAGGUUCCAAACGAAAAAGAAGAAGUGAUUCUAAGCAGAGUAGAAAUAGACCAACUCAAAGGACUAGUUGUGAAGCUUGUAUUCGUAUAGUUUUUAAUGUUGAAGGUAGAUAUUCCAUUUAUCAUUUUGAGGAGAUGCAUAAUCACUUUCUUGUGCAUCCAGAUUUUCGUAAGCAUCUUAAGUCUUGUAGAAGUUUGGAUUAUUCAAAACAAGUCUUUUUGCAUCAUUUGACAGAGGCUAGUAUAGGACCUAGUGUCGGGUAUAGAAUACUAACUAAGAUUCAUGGUGGACAUGAAGCAGUAGGUGCUUCAAAGACUGACUGUCUCUUUUGGGCAGAUGAAGUUUCUAAGUUGAAUUACUAUGCAUUUGGGGAUGUUGUAUCUUUCGAUGCAACUUACCGUACUAACAAGUACGAUAUGGUAUUCAUUCCAUUCACGAGAAUUGAUAAUCACAAAAAGUGUGUUACAUUUGGAGGUGGAAUGCUUGCUAAAGAGGAUAUUUCUUCCUAUAAAUGGCUCCUGGAUGAAUUCAAGAAUGCAUUUCCUCGUGAACCUAAGGUUGUAUUGACAGAUCAAGAUCCAUCAAUGAAAGUGGCUGUUUCUGAUGUUUUUAAAACGGCUAGACAUAGAUUAUGUAUGUGGCAUAUCAUGGAGAAGGUGUCUGUAAAGGUUUCUCACAGUAUUCUUAAGUCUGGAUUAAGAGGUGACCUUUCGAAAAUUGUGUGGACCGAUAAGAUUAAUAAAGAAGAGUUUGACAAACAAUGGCUUCAUGUUCUUACAAAGUAUGAUGCUGAUGAAAAUAAGUGGUUGAAUGACAUGUAUAAGCUUAGGUAUAACUGGAUUCCAGCAUAUUUUCAAGACUGGGAAAUGUCGGGACUUAUGAGGACAUCAUCUAGGUGUGAAAGUGAAAAUCACAUGUUUCAGAAACUGAUGAAUUCGUCUUCCACUUUGAUUGAGUUUUAUACUCAUUUUGAUACUGCUAUGCAAAGUCAAAGAUGGGUUCAAUCUGAAAAUGAUCAAAAAUCGAUGUAUACCACUCUUGAUCUGGCAACUGAAUAUGCAUUGGAAAGACACGCUCAUACGUUGUUUACGCACGAUGUUAUUUUGGAUAUCCAGAAAGAAAUGUGUGAGGCCUUCAAACAUUGCCUUUGUUUCAAUGUUUCUUAUUUGACUGAUGGUUCGAAGACUUUUUCAAUAACUGAUACAAGUGUCAAAUCAUAUGAUAUUGAUGACUCUAUUGACAGAGAUGCAAAUCCUAAUAUUUUGAUGAACUUGUUCAUCGUCAUAGCCAGGCAUGUUAUAUCUUCAUUUGUAUAUAAGUUACUAUGCUUUAGAAAUAAUCCUGAUUAG
Erigeron canadensis is the source of this 1746-nucleotide messenger RNA. RefSeq names its product protein FAR1-RELATED SEQUENCE 5-like. NCBI's taxonomy places the organism in Eukaryota, Viridiplantae, Streptophyta, Magnoliopsida, Asterales, Asteraceae. The record is from RefSeq and is a predicted model, not a curated record. The transcript is spliced from 5 exons. Gene Ontology annotation, biological process: regulation of DNA-templated transcription. Bases 1 to 1746 code for a protein of 581 amino acids.